This is a messenger RNA of Mugil cephalus (flathead mullet), 3841 nucleotides long. RefSeq names its product RNA polymerase II subunit M (gene polr2m). Gene Ontology annotation, molecular function: transcription elongation factor activity. Gene Ontology annotation, cellular component: nucleus; intracellular anatomical structure. Lineage: Eukaryota; Metazoa; Chordata; Actinopteri; Mugiliformes; Mugilidae. The coding region runs from base 469 to 2583 and encodes 704 amino acids. Gene Ontology annotation, biological process: transcription elongation by RNA polymerase II; intracellular signal transduction. The transcript is spliced from 14 exons. The record is from RefSeq and is a predicted model, not a curated record.
AAAGUCCUGCUCUCAGGGCAGGAGGCACAGAGCAGGGAGGCAGGUGAAAUGUGGCCUGACAGGUCUGAUGGGAUCACAGAGAGACUCAGUGAGAGGCAGAGGCAGGGACAGGGAGAGGCAGGGAGGCUGCUGAGUGACUGACAAGCCACCCAGGUAGAUUGAGGAGCAGUACGGCCUGAAUUAAGACAAUGUCGUUGUUCUGUUUUUGUUGCUGAGUGUGGGACUGGAUUGCACCUGGCUGGUCAUUUCACUGACUGAGAGGGGGGACCCUGUGGAAACCCACCACCACCUCCACUAGCAGACUUGACAGAGUGGAAUUUCCCUCUUUUUCCCUGGCUGGAGCCUGGGGCAGAUGGUCGCUGUGAAAGUCUGAGCAGAACUCAGGAAGGAGAGUGAGGGGACGGGAAGGGUGGGAGGAAGGCUGGAGCGGGAGAGGAAGAGAAGCGAGCAGUGGACAGAAGAGGAGACAUGCUUCGCUACGGUUCAGGACGAACUGUUUCCACCACCACCACCACAACAGAGGACUCUGAGGAGUCUUCAAGUGAGAGGAGGAUCAGGCGCCUGAGGUUAACUCUACACGCGGGAGAUAAUGGAAACAAGGAUCCAAAACCUGCCAACUCAGACACAACUGACAAAGAAAAAGAUGUCAAUGGCAGAUGGAAGAAGAAGAACGGGCUGGUCCAACGAGAGAGGCCGGCUGGCAGGGAGUCACCUCAGCCGCACCUCGGAGACAUGACCAAUGGGGUGCCAGAGAACUCGUUGCAGCAUCAUGGGCCUAAAGUGUACGGCGUAGUGCAGAGGACGGGCUCGGACAGGCAGCAGGAGCUGAUGGCGCGUGAGUGGACCGUCAGUCACCUUCAUGAUGAGAUGAGGUACAUCAAGGAGGUGAGAGACUCCCUGGAGAAGGUGAGAGAGCGGAUGUACGGGCAGUUUGGAGGAAUGCAGCAAUCAAUGCAGAAGCUAUCACAGGAAAUAAGGACCUCCAACUUACACCGGAGGAGUCUGGAGUCAGAGGUUAAGGUUCGUACAGCAGCCAUGGAGAACUUUGAUCAGAUGAACAGCUCCCUUAUAUCUGCUAACAUUGACCUUCAGAAAUCCGUUCUGGAGAACUGUCAGAGUCGAGUGCAGCUGAAAGAGGAGGUGAAGAGUUUGCGGAGCACCUGUGACAAAACACAAGAAAAGCUCAGAGACAAGGAGCAGGAGCUGGCUGCAGCACAGGCAGAAAACCAAGCGCUGAGACAUCAGGUGGAGUCUUCACAGAAAACAAACAGUCAGGCGCUGCAGGAGCUUUCUGAAAAACUGCAGAGGGAGUAUGAGGAAAAGCUGCAGCAGGAACAACAGAAACACAGGGAGGAGAUUGAAAAGCUACAGGCUCAACUCGAUGAGUACAUCAGGCGACUGGAGGAAGCAGAGAGAAACAUCCAGAUAGGAGAGGCCAAGAUUGCCGAGAGAGACCAGAGGAUCAUUGAAGUGGAGCGUCUCCUGGACUGUAUGGGAAAGGAGAAGGGUCAACUCCAAAAGAAGCUUCAGGAGUGUGAACAGCGUCUACGUCUGAUGGAGCUGACAGAUAAAACGGAUGCAACUGCAGCCAAAAGGUCCAAAGAGCUGCAGAGUGAAGUCACGGAUCUACGGGAGAGAAUUAAACACUUGAACGACAUGGUGUUCUGUCAGCAGAGGAAAGUCAAGGGAAUGAUUGAGGAGGUUGAAUCCCUGCGGGCUAAAGUUGCUCAGAAGGAUAUGUUCAUCUCUGAGCUUCUGGACAGAAUUGCAAUAGUGGAGUGUGAGAAUAAUGAAUUAGAAGACAAGCUCAAGUAUUUUAUGUCCACACAGAAUAGGCAACGAGAGGUUUUGGAAACCAGGGAGAUAGGAGUAGGCUGUGAUCUACUCCCCAGACACGAAGCACAGAGGCAUGCUGUUAAACCUGUUCAGUUUGAACCAUCUCAUCUCCAUUCCACUCCACUUCCAUCACCUGUCCAACCUCCAUCACCAGUGAAUGCACCAUCACCCAUUCAAUCUCUGUCGCCCUCUCCACCUCUGUCGCCCACUCAACCUCUGUCGCCCACUCAACCUCUGUCGCCCACUCCACCUAUGUCGCCCACUCAACCUCUGUCACCCACUGAACCUCUGUCACCCACUCAACCUUUAUCGGCUACAGAAAGCCUUAUACAAUCGUCAUCCCAGACAGAACCUUCUUCUCCCACAUCUUCCAUUUAUCGUCAGUCACAUUACCUGACAAUGCCUGGCAGACCAAGGAUGUUCAAGUCUAACAACCCUCCACCCAGUAGGCUGGGUUCCAGUUUACUGAAAUAUACUCCUCUUGAAUACAGUCGCUUACUGGGGUCCAACUCCUCAGCACCGAGUGGUCCGCCCUCCGUCAGUCCCUCAUCUGAGUCUGAAUCUAAUGUGAGUCGUGUCCAGCCUGGAAGGGACGAGGUGGACAUAGAAACAAACUCAGAUACGCGAUCCAGCCAAGACAAGCCCACUUCAUCCUCGUCCCUUUCUCAACCAAGAUCGAGAACACCUCAAGUUUAUACACCGUUCAUGAAACUCAUGGAAAUGACAGCACAGAUAAACAUAGAGUAAUAGUUUGACAUUCUGGGAAGUCAAGACAUAAAUAUUGAGAUUGAUAGUAACUAUCAGGUCACAACCACCAGCUGGUUAGCCUAGCUCAAAGACUGGAGGCUGACGAAAACAGCUUACCUGCAGAGUUUGUCUGCAACUGAGAAAAACUGAACCUCCCAGCACUUCUUAACCUGUAUUAAGACAAAACAAUGCCACAAUAUGAAGGAUAUGGGAGAGAAAGUAGGAAAACCAGCACAAGCAAGAGGAAGUCCCUGCUCCCAGUCAAAAAACUACACCUAUCCAGAAUCCCCUACUAAAUGGUCCAAUGAUUAUAUAGAUCACAGAAUGAGUUAGCAAGUUCAUUAGUGAGUUUUAAAGAUGCUGUUAAGUUGGUUUUGUCACCUCUGGACAGAACAGAACCGACUUCUCUUUUCUCCCUAUUACCAGGCUUAACCCUAAACCAAAUUUAUUGUAGUUGCAGUUAGUUUAACACAAAGCUUGAGAAUUGUCAACUCUGGAGGAAGGCAAAUGUAGCAAUUGUCCUAAAAUGUUGAACUAUUCCUGUAAAAGGAGUCUAAUUUUGACUGUUGAUCGUCUUUUGUAAAGUUCAGCAUGAGGGGCACAGAAAUCAGUGUUGCAAGUAAUGCAAGUAAUUACUGUAAUUAGUAAUUAUGUGUCACAAAUGGUUGAAUGGAAGAAUAUUGUUGUCAGUGAUGUAAAACGUUUUCAUGUAGCUCUAGUAAUAAUAUUAAAAAAAAUGUUGUAAAUAAUCUGUAAAAAAUGUUUUUAAAUAUUAUACUGAAGAGUUAUAUAUACUUUUGUUUACAGUGAAUGUAGCCUUUCCCCGUUAUGUUGCUACAAGCAUUGAGUCUUCAUAAAGGUUGAUGAUGUUAUUGUGCAUAUUUUCCUAUCAUUUUAUAUUUGCUAUGUACAAAUGAAAGUAUUUUGUUAUUGUCACAUUAUGUACAUAAUAUUUAUUAACAUGUGCCUUUGUAAACAGCCUGCUAACUGAUACUGGUGGUGGGUAAGAAUCUCUUUAAAUUGAUGAUAGAAGAUAUGGUAGGAAUGUUAUGCUAUUAUGAAAUGCUUCAAUCACUUUAAUGAAGUUAACUUAGUGACUGCCAUUCCUGAGCCACAGGCACAAGUAUUAUCCAAGCAUUAUUGUCUCUACUGCCACUGCUUUACAACGUGCCUUUUCCUUAAUGAAACAUAUCAAACUGCGACUAAUGAUGAGAGGCCAGCAUUAUGUUUGGAUAAUAAAGACUAUACUGUGCAGGUA